Oncorhynchus nerka (sockeye salmon) is the source of this 3898-nucleotide messenger RNA. RefSeq names its product CMRF35-like molecule 5. NCBI's taxonomy places the organism in Eukaryota, Metazoa, Chordata, Actinopteri, Salmoniformes, Salmonidae. Gene Ontology annotation, cellular component: plasma membrane. The record is from RefSeq and is a predicted model, not a curated record. Gene Ontology annotation, molecular function: transmembrane signaling receptor activity. The transcript is spliced from 6 exons. The coding region runs from base 135 to 1274 and encodes 379 amino acids.
GGACUAAACAGCUACCAGAACUCUUAAACAUGGUUAGAGUUGUGUUCAUAGCUACGAGGAGGGACUGGGAGAGAGUCUGAGUGAGUGGAGAACAGUAUAAUUUGUACAACAUAGGAGGGAAGCCAGAGAUAAGAAUGAGGAAUCUGAUGUCUGUCAACAUCAGCCUCCUCUGUGCUGUGAGCUGUGUGACGUCAGCAGUGAUCACAAAGAGAGGGACAGAAGGAGGAAAUGACACCAUUCAGUGUCAUUAUGACCGGGGGUUUAUGACACACCAGAAGUACCUCUCUAAAGGGAUCUGGGCCUACCGGGUUGAUGUGAUCAAAACCCAAACCCAUCAGCACCCAGCGGUGACUCAUAAAGGGAGAUUCUCUCUGUAUGACGACACAGAGAGAAGAGUCUUCACUGUGACCAUCACUAACCUGGUCCUAGAGGAUUCAGGGACCUACUGGUGUGGAAUAAACACAUGGUGGUGGUAUCACAAGACUGAAGUCAGGAUCACUGUGGACAGAGCUCCUGUUCCUCCCAACCCUGGCUCCAUCACCUCCAGACCUCUCCUCUCCACGACACACCCAUCAACACACAUCACCAUGGCAAAUGACUCCUCAAACUCCAAAGCAGAAAGGACCAAUGGAACAGUAGGUGCAACAUCUCCCACAGACAUGGCUAGAACACAAGGUGUUGUGAUGUUCUCUGGUGUUGUUCUGGGUGUUCUAGGUGAUGUGAUGUUCUCUGGUGUUGCUCUGGGUGUUCUAGGUGAUGUGAUGUUCUCUGGUGUUGGUCUGGGUGUUCUAGGUGAUGUGAUGUUCUCUGGUGUUGGUCUGGGUGUUCUAGGUGAUGUGAUGUUCUCUGGUGUUGGUCUGGGUGUUCUAGGUGAUGUGAUGUUCUCUGGUGUUGUUCUGGGUAUUCUAGGUGUUGUGAUGUUCUCUGGUGUUGUUCUGGGUGUUGUUCUACUACUGCUGGGUCUGCUGCUGUUCAUGUUCUUCAGACAGAGGAGAGACAGAGACAGGAGACCAACAGCAUCCAAACACUCUGCCAGCCUGUUGGUGCCUGACUCCAUGACAACCAACCUAGAUCCAGACACAGGAACCAUCACUAACCCCAUCUACGCCACUACAACCAAUCAGAACCCAGAUACAGCCUGUGACAUCACCACCAUCUAUACCAACGCAACCAAUCCUCGUCGAGAUGACAUCCACUUCAACUUUGGUCCGUCCACAGAGGUUUCAGACAAUGUGACCUACGCUACUGUCAACUUCCCCAGAGAUCCAGCCUGACUCCACUGUGCUACUGUCAACUUCCCCAGAGAUCCAUCCUGACUCCACUGUGCUACUGUCAACUUCCCCAGAGAUCCAGCCUGACUCCACUGUGCUACUGUCAACUUCCCCAGAGAUCCAGCCUGACUCCACUAUACUACUGUCAACUUCCCCAGAGAUCCAGCCUGACUCCACUAUACUACUGUCAACUUCCCCAGAGAUCCAGCCUGUCUCCACUAUACUACUGUCAACUUCCCCAGAGAUCCAGCCUGACUUCACUAUGAUACUGUCAACUUCCCCAGAGAUCCAGCCUGACUCCACUGUGCUACUGUCAACUUCCCCAGAGAUCCAGCCUGACUCCACUAUACUACUGUCAACUUCCCCAGAGAUCCAGCCUGACUCCACUAUACUACUGUCAACUUCCCCAGAGAUCCAGCCUGACUCCACUAUACUACUGUCAACUUCACCAGAGACCCAGCCUGUCUCCACUAUGCUACUGUCAACUUCACCAGAGACCCAGCCUGACUCCACUAUGCUACUGUCAACUUCCCCAGAGAUCCAGCCUGUCUCCACUAUGCUACUGUCAACUUCACCAGAGAUCCAGCCUGUCUCCACUAUGUUACUGUCAACUUCACCAGAGACCCAGCCUGACUCCACUAUGCUACUGUCAACUUCACCAGAGACCCAGCCUGACUCCACUAUGUUACUGUCAACUUCACCAGAGACCCAGCCUGACUCCACUGUGCUACUGUCAACUUCCCCAGAGAUCCAGCCUGACUCCACUAUGAUACUGUCAACUUCCCCAGAGAUCCAGCCUGACUCCACUAUGAUACUGUCAACUUCCCCAGAGAUCCAGCCUGACUCCACUAUGAUACUGUCAACUUCACCAGAGACCCAGCCUGACUCCACUGUGCUACUGUCAACUUCCCCAGAGAUCCAGCCUGACUCCACGAUGAUACUGUCAACUUCCCAAUAGUUCCAGCCUGACUCCACUGUGCUACUGUCAACUUCCCCAGAGAUCCAGCCUGACUCCACUAUGAUACUGUCAACUUCCCCAGAGAUCCAGCCUGACUCCACUAUGAUACUGUCAACUUCCCCAGAGAUCCAGCCUGACUCCACUAUGAUACUGUCAACUUCACCAGAGACCCAGCCUGACUCCACUGUGCUACUGUCAACUUCCCCAGAGAUCCAGCCUGACUCCACGAUGAUACUGUCAACUUCCCAAUAGUUCCAGCCUGACUCCACUGUGCUACUGUCAACUUCCCCAGAGAUCCAGCCUGUCUCCAUUAUGCUACUGUCAACUUCACCAGAGACCCAGCCUGUCUUCACUAUGCUUCAGUAAAGACUCUGAUGCUAGUAACCACCUAGACACUGACCCAACAGCUGUAGACACCUCAUAAUGUACCUCACCAUUAAACACUCUGCUACAUAGUCUACUACUGUAGACACCUCAUAAUGUACUGCACCAUUAAACACUCUGCUACAUAGUCUACUACUGUAGACACCUCAUAAUGUACUGCACCAUUAAACACUCUGCUACAUAGUCUACUACUGUUAGCACCUCAUAAUGUACUGCACCAUUAAACACUCUGCUACAUAGUCUACUACUGUAGGCACCUCAUAAUGUACUGCACCAUUAAACACUCUGCUACAUAGUCUACUACUGUAGACACCUCAUAAUGUACUGCACCAUUAAACACUCUGCUACAUAGUCUACUACUGUAGACACCUCAUAAUGUACUGCACCAUUAAACACUCUGCUACAUAGUCUACUAUUGUAGACACCUCAUAAUGUACUGCACCAUUAAACACUCUGCUACACAGUCUACUACUGUAGACACCUCAUAAUGUACUGCACCAUUAAACACUCUGCUACAUAGUCUACUACUGUAGACACCUCAUAAUGUACUGCACCAUUAAACACUCUGCUACAUAGUCUACUACUGUAGACACCUCAUAAUGUACUGCACCAUUAAACACUCUGCUACACAGUCUACUACUGUAGACACCUCAUAAUGUACUGCACCAUUAAACACUCUGAUACACAGUCUACUGCUGUAGACACCUGAUAAUGUACUGCACCAUUAAACACUCUGCUACAUAGUCUACUACUGUAGACACCUCAUAAUGUACUGCACCAUUAAACACUCUGCUACAUAGUCUACUACUGUAGACACCUCAUAAUGUACUGCACCAUUAAACACUCUGCUACAUAGUCUACUACUGUCACUGAUCUGUAUGGAACAGCAUUAAUUCAUGUUUUCAUUCAUUGGUGUUUUACAUCGUGCUUCUACACCUGCAUUGCUGUUUGGGGUUUUAGGCUGUGUUUCUGUACAGCACUCUGAGAUAUCAGCUGAUGUACGAAGGGCUAAAUACAAUUUGAUUUUAAAAUCAUUCAUUUAUUAUUUGUUUGUUAAUUCAUUCAUAUUUUUAUUCAUUUUUACAAAUAAUUAUUAUUUUAAAUUGUUCAUAUAUGCAUUAUUUUGUUCAUUCAUUCAUUCAUUCAUUGUUUCUACUGUGAAUGUAACACUGACUUGAACAGAGACAGUUUGUAGCUUUUAGGAACCUUUGAUUAUUCAGUGUUUUUUACUCCACUUGAUGGGAAAUGAGACUGUGUAUAUAUCAAUAAAGCACCAAUAUAUUUC